AUGCUUCUUCUUCUCUCUCUUUCCCCCCUCUCCUUCCCUCUCACCCUCUGCCACUUCCUCUCCCUCUCUCUCACUAUCACUAUCUCUCCCUCUCCCCCUCUCUCACUGUCACUAUCUCUCCCUCUCCCUCUCUUGUUGAUCUGGUGUCUCUAUCCAACUAUCAUUUAUCUAUCUGUCUAUUUAUCUUAUAAUUAUCUAUCUAUUGCAAUUUGUUCAUAUCUGUCUAUCUGUCUAUCUAUCUUUCACAAUUUGUUCAUAUCUAUCUAUCUAUUUAUCUGUCUAUCACAUUUUGUUCAUAUCUAUCAAUGUAUCUAUCACAAUUUGUUCAUAUCUAUCUAUCUAUUAUCUAUCUAUCGCAAUUUGUUCAUAUCUAUCUAUAUCAUUCUAUCUAUCGCAGUUUGUUCGUCUAUCUUAUCAUUAUCUAUCUAUUGCAAUUUGUUCAUGUCUGUCUAUCUAUCUGUCUAUCUAUCUAUCACAAUUUGUUCAGAUCUAUCUAUCUAUAUAUCUAUCUAUCGCAAUUUGUUCAUGUCGCUCUCUUUCUAUCUGUCUAUCACAAUUUGUUCAUAUCUCUAUGUAUGUAUCUCUCUAUCUAUCUUCAUUUAUUCAAUACCUAUGUAUUAG
This is a messenger RNA of Acanthosepion pharaonis, 621 nucleotides long. The record is from the annotation of a GenBank genome assembly. Lineage: Eukaryota; Metazoa; Mollusca; Cephalopoda; Sepiida; Sepiidae.